Molecule: messenger RNA, 1208 nt
Organism: Bactrocera oleae (olive fruit fly)
Lineage: Eukaryota; Metazoa; Arthropoda; Insecta; Diptera; Tephritidae
Gene: Hmgcl
Product: hydroxymethylglutaryl-CoA lyase
Biological process (GO): ketone body biosynthetic process; L-leucine catabolic process
Molecular function (GO): hydroxymethylglutaryl-CoA lyase activity
Source: RefSeq, a predicted model, not a curated record
ACUUUACUAACAGCUCGAACAGCUGAUAAACGAAAGAACACCAAAUUGCUGAUCAGCGAUCAGUUGUUUUCAACCAAAAAUUCGUUCGUACGAAAAUGAUGUUCGCACUGAGAACUUUAUUAAAACCCAAUAUAAAUAUAACGCUUCGUACUAUUGCAACGAGCAGAGGUACACCCACUGCUGUGCGUAUUGUCGAAGUUGGACCAAGAGAUGGUCUACAGAAUGAACCAAAAUUAUUGCCCACCUCAGUAAAAAUUGCAUUAAUCGACAAAUUGUCCGAGACAGGCCUACGUACCAUUGAGGCCACAUCCUUUGUUAGCCCAAAAUGGGUGCCUCAAAUGGGCGACAAUGCGGAAGUACUGCGUAGCAUACAAAAGCGAGCGGGUAUCAGUUAUCCAGUGUUAACGCCUAAUCUAAAAGGUUUCGAAAGCGCUCUAAAUGCGGGUGCAACCGAAGUUGCCGUCUUUGGUGCGGCUUCCGAUUCCUUUUCAAUGAAGAAUAUAAAUUGCACCGCAGCUGAGAGUAUCAAACGCUUCCAACCGAUCAUAGAGGCGGCACAAAAGGCUGAAGUUAAAGUACGCGGCUAUGUAUCUACUGUGGUUGGGUGUCCUUAUGAGGGCGCGGUGAAACCUAGUGCUGUUGCAAAAAUAGUUGACGCACUUUUCAGUAUUGGUUGUUAUGAGAUAUCUUUGGGUGACACCAUCGGCGUAGGUACACCUGGUUCUAUGCGCCGCAUGUUGGAUGAAGUAGUGAAAGUUGUGCCGCCGGAGAAAUUGGCAGUGCACUGUCAUGACACCUAUGGGCAAGCGUUAGCCAACAUUCUUGUCUCCUUAGAAUAUGGUGUAGCAGUUGUUGAUUCCUCAGUGUCGGGCCUUGGCGGUUGUCCAUAUGCAAGCGGUGCCUCCGGCAAUGUGGCCACAGAAGAUGUAGUUUAUAUGUUGCAUGGAAUGGGCAUUGAAACAGGCGUAGAUCUAGAGAAGUUAAUAGCGGUCGGUCGCUACAUAUGCAAUGAAUUGGGCCGUCAAUCCGAAUCUAAAGUGAACCGUGCGUGGAAGCGUGUGAAACCACGAUAAUGUUGCAUUUAUUCAACUAGCUUUACUAGUCUAUGCAUUUAUUUUAGUUGUAAAAAUAAAUAUAAACUUCAAUCCAGCGAACAAUUUCAGAAUAUGUAAAAGUACAACUAUUAUUAAAAAAAAAAAAAAAAAAAA